CAGAAAUGUCUGAAUACAUUACAUGAAAAGCGAAAAAGUCUCAUUUUCUGUUGUUUUUCAAGGAAACCAAUACUGUGCUUAAAGCAAGAAAGAGAAAAGGCAGAGAUGCAGAGAGAGGUAAAGGUUAAAAAUGGUGGGAAUCUUUUCUCGUUUUCCAUGUAUAGCCGAUCCCACAGCACCAGAACCACCGCUGUCUGUGUGUGUUUCUCUCUCCCCUCUGGUGGCUUGUACCAGUGCUACUACUUCUUUUCAUGUGCUCUUACUCUGUCCUUUUCUUUUCUGUUUUACUCUCUCUCUCUUUCUCUCCCCCCCCCCUCGAGUUCUUGAUGGUGGUUGUGUUUCUGGGGUGAACUAAUGCCUGUUCCUCAAUGGGUUUUUCAUGUGGAGAUGCAUUUGACGAAAAAGAAACCCAAGUUCCAUUGAGAGAGGAAAUUGGAGAGAAGGGCCGCAACGGUGGUGCCAGUACGAGAGGUCAGGAAAUGGAGGUCGAAUUCGAGUUCAAGCCAAUGGAAUACCCCCUCGAAUUCAAGCCAACAGAAUGCCAUCCUGUUGAGUUCAAGCCUAUAGAAUACCACCCUGUUGAGUUCAGGCCAACAGAAUAUCACCCUGUUGAGUUCAAGCCAAUAGACCACCCUGCCGAGUUCAAGCCAAUAGACCACCCCAUCGAGCCGUCUGAUGAAGACAGACCCGUGAAGUGCCCGAUUUCGGGUUCUUCAGUUCUAAAUGAUGGAGGAAUGCGGGAGGAGCGUUUUUCUGAAAGCUUGCGGAAGAGGGUCGAACUAUCUUCAAUGGUGAACGAAGAAGGGAUUAUAGUGGUACCCACAGAGCCUCCUGCUCGAGCAGUACGUAAGAGGCAUCACACUCUUACUCUUGACCAUGCAGUUCUUCCACCCUUGUUUGGGGGAGGCCUUCUUUCACCUCAGUCACCUCAUAAUAUGGCCAGCUUCCACCAAGCACUUGAACAAUGCAAUGAGUUUGACUCUUGUCAAGACAUUACUGCCAUUAUUGAAUGACAAGGAUUUAACCAUAGAUUAGUAAGCUAUCUUGAACUUAAUGGAUAGAGCACCCCAAUUCAUAAAUUUUAGAAUUCUAGUAAGGAGUGGAAGUAUCUAUUAGAUUAUAACGACUAGUGUUCUGUAUAGAAUCAUGUAACUGUGCUAGAGUCACUGUCUACAUUAUCUUAGAUUAAAUGUAUUACCAAAAAAAGAUGUUCAGUUCUAUGGUGUGAUAACUUAUUGGACAGUCAAUAUUCAUUCCUCAGCUCUUGUGAGUC
Messenger RNA from Nelumbo nucifera (sacred lotus), 1273 nucleotides. RefSeq lists its product as uncharacterized. NCBI's taxonomy places the organism in Eukaryota, Viridiplantae, Streptophyta, Magnoliopsida, Proteales, Nelumbonaceae. The record is from RefSeq and is a predicted model, not a curated record.